Spea bombifrons (plains spadefoot toad) is the source of this 1246-nucleotide messenger RNA. RefSeq names its product MOB kinase activator 2-like. Lineage: Eukaryota; Metazoa; Chordata; Amphibia; Anura; Pelobatidae. Gene Ontology annotation, biological process: signal transduction; positive regulation of protein phosphorylation. Gene Ontology annotation, molecular function: protein kinase activator activity. The transcript is spliced from 6 exons. The record is from RefSeq and is a predicted model, not a curated record. The coding region runs from base 46 to 972 and encodes 308 amino acids. Gene Ontology annotation, cellular component: nucleus; cytoplasm.
GCCCCUCCGUCCUCCUUCCGGCCUGUGAUUGGCUGAGGCGUGUGAAUGAGCCCAGUAUGUGCUGGAUGGGGAGGAGAGGCGAGCAUGUGUACGCUGGGCUGCCCCUGCCUCUGGUUAGUCUGGUUUUGCCUCUUUUGUCUGACACUUCUGGAGUCCUGGCUGCUGCUGGCUCGGGGCAGGCAGCCUACGGUGCGGGAUCUGGGUGCAGGAAGCCCUCAUAUACCUGGAAGGAACCCAAAGGUCUUUCGCCUCCUCGUCUGGAUACCUGCCCCGGAGAGAAUGGUUUUCCAGGCUAUGGGAAAACUGCUGCGCUAUAGGAAAAGGACGGACUCUCCCAGCAAGAAGACACAGCCGGAAAACGAGAAGCUGUACCUGGAGCCUCGGCACACGGCCGCCCGGGUUGUCGAUGCCGAUAUCCUGAUGCUGGUGGCUUUGCCCAAGGGGCUUAACGUGGACGAGUGGCUGGCGAGCAACGCCUCUGCCUUCUACAAUCACGUCAGCCUAUUUUAUGGAUCGAUCUCAGAAUUCUGCACAGCAACAUCUUGCCCCACGAUGAAAGCCUGGUCAACGCAAUAUCAUUGGACGGACGAAAAAGGGCGGAAAAGGAAGUGUUCGGCCCCCCAGUACGCAGACUACGCCAUCAGCAUUAUUCAGAAACUCCUUACGGACGAAGAUCUCGUUCCCACAAAGCACAGCAAAGAGUUUCCGAAGUCCUUCAGACCGGCCAUACAGAAGACCUUCCGCCUACUCUUCCAUCUCCUUGGUCACAUCUACUCUUGCCACUUCAAAACAGUGGUCCACCUGGAACUGCACCCCCACCUAAAUACCCUGUACCUCCACCUCCUGCUUUUCUGCGCAGAAUUCCACCUCCUCGAUUCAAAGGAAAUGGCUUUGAGCGAGGAUCUGACCUCGGCUCUCAUCAGAUCCGGUCCAUCGCCUCGGAGCUCAGGAACCCAAUCCAGAAACACCUGAUCAAUGGCAAAGAACGGACUUUCGAAAACGCCUCUACUGCCGCGAGAAAAUGCCUUACCUUAUAUAGCACAGCAAUAAUAUAAGUGCAUAUUUACGUUAAAUCUUUUUUCAUGGAGUAUCAUGCGCGGGGGCUUCUUGCUCGAGCGAUGGUUGCUAGAUGUUUAAAUGCAUGGAGGAGGAUGGACUUCUCUAUUCCGUACGAUGCACGCGGAGAGCUUGUCGGCUCCGGAGAGUCAAAAAACGCCUGUAAAAUAAAUACAAAUAACUGUUAAUG